Messenger RNA from Rhododendron vialii, 1649 nucleotides. Its product is annotated as putative disease resistance RPP13-like protein 1. The record is from RefSeq and is a predicted model, not a curated record. The transcript is spliced from 5 exons. The coding region runs from base 171 to 1604 and encodes 477 amino acids. Lineage: Eukaryota; Viridiplantae; Streptophyta; Magnoliopsida; Ericales; Ericaceae.
GAAAUGACCAGAGAAGACUUCGAACAUGAAAAGUCCUCCUCCACCAUAUAAUUCUAAACCUCGAUCUGUGGAAAUCACAACACUUCCUCUUUAACAUUGUAUUAUCAUAUUGCUCACUAAGCUUUUUUUUUCUUUCUUCAAAGCCCAAUUUCUGUUUUCAUAAGAAAAACAUGGCUGAGGCUUUGCUCAUCCCUGCAGCCGAUGCUGUCCUGGGUAGCUUGCUUCCCCUCGCAACCAAUCAGAUUAACCUGGCAUGGGGUUUCAAGGAAGACCUCGAAAAACUCCGCAAAAGGUUAGAAAUCAUUCAGGCCUUGUUAUAUGAUGCUGAGAAGAAGAAAAUAACCUCACAAACUAUGAUGGCGUGGCUAAAGAAACUCAAGACUGCAAUCUGCGAUGCUGAGAAUGUGCUAGAUGAAUUGGCCUAUGAAGAUCUUCGAGAAAAGAUUGAGGUACAAAACCAGAUGAGGAACAAGCACGUGAAAGACAAGGAAGAAGCAGAGAAGGCUCAAAUAUUUGGAAAAUCACACAUUCAAGAGUUGCAAUAUCACUGGGACGAAAACCUCGAAGAGUCCGACAAUAACCAUGGGGAUGUGUUGGAAGGACUUAAACCUCACCAAAAUGUUAAGGGACUAAUUAUUCAAAAUUUUGGAGGAAGACGAUGGGUGUCGUGGAUGAGUAGCGAUGCCUACUCGCUUAAAAAACUGGUGAAGAUUGAGCUAAGAGAUUGUAUGUUGUGUGAGCAAGUUCCAGCGCUCGGACACCUUCUGCAUCUUGCGAUUUUAAAAAUGAGUGGCUUGAAUAACUUGAAGCGUAUUGGUCCCGAAUUUUAUGGACAGGACAAAUGGAUUAUCGACAAUUGCUGUAGUAGUGGGGAAGCAGCUGCAGGAGUAUUUCUAACAUUGAGGGAAUUACAACUUGUUGAUAUGCCUCAGCUAGAAGAAUGGUCAGACGUAUCGUCAUUGCUCGCUUUUGCCACGAGUAUGAUAGACUCCUUCCCUCGUCUCAAGAAAUUAGAAAUCAGCAAUUGUCCCAAGUUGAUAACCAUUCCAGCAGCGUUCAAGGGCUCGACGUCCCUUCAACAACUUUCAAUUGUAAAGUGCGAUGAGUUGAUGUGUUUGCAAGGAGGGCUGCUCCAACCAACCCUUGAAGAGAUAGAAAUAUGGCGGUGUCGAAAGUUAAAAACGCUCAAUGCAAUUGACGAAACAGAAGCAACAUUCAACGGCUCGACGUACCUUCAACGACUUUCGAUUGACGAUUGCCCGGAGUUGAUGUGUUUACCGAAAGAGCUACUACAACCAACCCUUGUAAAAUUACUCCUAUGUGAUUGUCCAAAGUUAAAGACAUCCAAUCCAGAUGCAUUACGCUGCCUCACAUCCCUCAAGAAGUUGCUUAUUAAAUCCUGUCCAAAUUGGGGGAGUUAUUGGGAGGAGGGGCUGUUUUGCACCACCAGCCUUCAAUCAUUGACUAUAGGUAUAUUCGGAGAGGAAGGAGUACAGAUAUUUCCCGUGGCCCUCCACAAGUGCUGCAUCACCACCAUCGAGCCAUCUCACCUCCCUGGAGUCUCUAUAUUUAUUUGGAUGGCCAGAGAUCAAGUCCCUGCCUGAUCAACUUAAGCACCUCCCUGCCUUGAGAAAUUUGUAUAUAGUGAA